Leptomonas pyrrhocoris is the source of this 1376-nucleotide messenger RNA. RefSeq names its product RNA-binding protein 5-like protein. Gene Ontology annotation, cellular component: ribonucleoprotein complex. The transcript has a single exon. Gene Ontology annotation, molecular function: RNA binding. NCBI's taxonomy places the organism in Eukaryota, Euglenozoa, Kinetoplastea, Trypanosomatida, Trypanosomatidae. The record is from RefSeq and is a predicted model, not a curated record. Bases 621 to 1376 code for a protein of 251 amino acids.
AGACUGGCAUUACCGUUUUGUCUUGCUCCUCAUCUUCGACAAGCGCCAUUGUGCCGUCAAUUUUUCUUGUGAAAUUCGCGAACUCGCACAACACCUCACACGCGCACCUCCUCUGUUUCCCUUCCACGAACACACCACGCAGCGUGAUCCUCUUUCGUUGACGUCGUCUUACGUUCACGGAAACACACACACACGCACAUUUCGCUCUUCGUUGUGGUUGACGCAGUUCGCCGUGCAUUAUUUUUUCCUCGUUUCGUCUCGUUUCACCGCCUCUUCGCUUUUACUUUUCCCCUUUCAUUGCGCGUGUGUGACCGUCUUUGCGCGUUGCGCACCUUCACCGUAGACACGUAUCCCCACACGCUUUUGUACGUACGCCAGUUUUUAUUUCUCUUCGUUUUCUGGCCCCCACCUCUCUCUCUGCGCCGGUGCCGCCAAUUCAUUCUUCAAUACGUUUCUAUUUUUCGCUGUUGUCCAAAUCUGAACUUCACUGCAUUUUAUUUCUUCUUCUCUUUUCGUUCGUUUCGUUUUCGUUUUCGUUUUCGUUUUCGUUUUCGUUUUCGUUUUCGUUUUCGUUUUCGUUUUCGUUUUCGUUUUCUGUCGUCGCGCCGUCGCGUCUCGCGAUGAUCAGCACGGCGAUUUUCCCCCGGAACGCGAGUGCCUUUACGGCGGGGCAGAACCGCAAUGUGUACGUUGCCAGUCUGCCGAUGAACUUCGACGAUCAGGAGCUGCACAACCUCUUCUCCCCUUAUGGUCGCAUCAUUUCGGCACGUAUCAUGCGGGCGAAGAAGUCGCACCUGUCGAAGGGGUAUGGCUUUGUCAUGUACCGGGAGGUGAGUGCAGCCGAGCAGGCUAUCCAGGGGCUGCACGGCCGCGUCGUCGGGGGCUCCCGCAUCCAGGUCCGGUGGGCCAGCGCGGACGCCUCCACGACGUUUAGUAAGGUGUCGCACACCCCUGCGCUCCCGAGCGUGUCGACGCCGGCGGCGAGCGCGGCUGCCGCCAUCACCACGACCGCGACGGCGGCUGUCCCAAACGCGCACGUGGUGUCCAUCGCCACCAAUCCAUACACUCCUCAAAUCCAGUCACAGGCGUACAUGCUUAUUGCGCCGACGAUGCAGUACGAGCAGCAGCCACCGCCGCAGCCGGGAGCGACGACCUUCGCGCUCCAUCAGAACUACGGCGCCCUCUUGAACUCACCGCUGGUGGUGGCAGCGAACAGCGGUGUAAUGCAAGCUGCCUUUGCGCCGCAAAGUCCGCUGCAGCCGAUACUGCCGCAGCUCUCCUCGUCACCGCCGCAACAGCCGAUGCACCUCAUGGUGCUCCCGAAUGGUGAGCGGCACAUCGUGCAGUUCAAUCAGCUGUCUUUUCAAAACAUCUAA